UGUCUCAUUCUGCAAAAUGCAUUCCUCCCCAAUAAAAGUAAUCGUGCUGGUGGUUGCACUUUUUAAAAUUUGCCACGUUCAGGCCCUUUGUCCCCCCUCGGAUUCCCUCGUCCCUUGCAUCUGUUCCCAAUACAAUGGUUGGGAGGUUAUUUCCUGCUCCAAUAUUCGCGGGCGUAUUAACUUUGCCCCAAUUUUUGCUCGUGAUUCUUCCGCUAUAAAAAACCAAAAUUUGUCUUCUUACUCCCUCACCUUCAAUACUUUGAGGAUCACGGGGUGCUCUGGACUUUUAGAGAUCCCGCGAGGAUCUUUCGCCGAUUUGAGUUUCCUGUACGUUGAUAUCAGCGCGAAUCCAAAUCUGGAUUGGAUUUCUCCGCGAGCCUUCGACAAGUCCAGUUACGGUGUAACGAAGGAGUUGCGACUGUACGACAACUAUCUUUGGAAUCCGGCCCCUUACACAAACGAUAUUUUCAAAUUUGUUACAAAUUUCAAGAUGCUAGAAAAAGUGGAUCUCGGAAUGAACAGGAUUUCUUCCGUUCCCAAGAAUGCAUUUGCCUCCGCGUCCACCAUCCAACGGAUAGAUUUUCGGUACAACAAGAUCACGUCCAUUGGACAAAAUGCCUUCUCCGCAACGACAAAUCUGACCCUUCUUGAAUUCACUUACAACUCCAUAACCCCCGCUGGAAUUCAUCCCCAAGCAUUCUCAGGUCUCGGAAAUUAACGAUUCUUGGACUUCAUAAGAAUAAUGUGACCACUUUGGAUCGAACUACUUUCAAACCUGUUCUGGACACUGUGAAAGAAUUAAUUGCUGGAUUUGGAUAUUGUAAUCCAUCAACGUGCUACUACGACUACCUGCUCUGUGACCACGACGCGGAUUGGAUUUGUGACGGAAAGGAAAAAUAUCGUCGUCCUAAUUCUGAAAACCCCUAAGUGCAGUCUCAUCUUAAUUUUAAAUACCCCUAAGUGAAACUGCUUCGUAAUUUUAAAAAGCCCUAAGUGCCGUCCCUCGUUAAUUUUAAAAACCCCUAAGUGUAUUUUCGCAUUAAUUUUAAAAAGCCCUAUGUGAUACAUAAAAACGAGUAAAAAGCCCUAACUGCAAUUCAAAUUUAAAUUUCAAAUUAUGCAUAAUUAGAUGUGAUAAAAUACUAUACAUAGAUGUGAUAAACUCACACUGUGUGAAAUUUUUUUACCACAAAUUAAAUUUUGAAGAUAUGUAUUAAACUUACCUGUGCCAUUCUUACUAGGAUUACAAAUUUUUCCGCAAAAUUUCAGAAAUUUCAAAUUUUUCUCAAAAAUUUCAAAAAUUUCAGAAAUUUCGAAUUUUUCUGAUAAAUUUCAGAAAUUUCGAAUUUUUCUGAAAAAUUUCA
Messenger RNA from Folsomia candida, 1364 nucleotides. RefSeq lists its product as uncharacterized. The record is from RefSeq and is a predicted model, not a curated record. The coding region runs from base 17 to 718 and encodes 233 amino acids. The transcript is spliced from 3 exons. Lineage: Eukaryota; Metazoa; Arthropoda; Collembola; Entomobryomorpha; Isotomidae. Gene Ontology annotation, molecular function: potassium channel activator activity; transmembrane transporter binding; voltage-gated potassium channel activity. Gene Ontology annotation, cellular component: voltage-gated potassium channel complex.